This is a messenger RNA of Artibeus jamaicensis (Jamaican fruit-eating bat), 2464 nucleotides long. It is a transcript of the gene DPYS, whose product is annotated as dihydropyrimidinase. The transcript has 9 exons. The record is from RefSeq and is a predicted model, not a curated record. The coding region runs from base 340 to 1947 and encodes 535 amino acids. Gene Ontology annotation, biological process: pyrimidine nucleobase catabolic process. Gene Ontology annotation, molecular function: dihydropyrimidinase activity. Gene Ontology annotation, cellular component: cytosol; cytoplasm. NCBI's taxonomy places the organism in Eukaryota, Metazoa, Chordata, Mammalia, Chiroptera, Phyllostomidae.
CACACAGGCAGGGAGGGGGGUUUCAUCCCCCUGCGAGCGCUUCACUAUUAAAACUCCAAGAUCUCUCCCUUGCAAUGGCCGGAUGUCCACCAUAAAGCGACAUGCGAGGCGACAUUGAAGCGUUUUGGGUCGGAGCUGAGCCCGUCCGCUCCCUCCGAGCCUCUGGGCGCCGGCCCAGCCGGCCCUGGGGUGGAGCCCGCGUCCCGAGGCCGGGUGACUAACUGCCCGGCCCCGGGCGGGGACUCCGGACGCGCCGCGGUUUGCAGCGGGAGGGAGCCGGAGCUUGCGGACCGCCCCCGGGUAUCUUGAAGGAGGCCGACCCCCAGCUCGCCCCCUGCCAUGGCAGCUCCCUCGCGGCUCCUGAUCCGCGGGGGCCGCGUGGUCAACGACGACCUGUCGCAGGCGGCCGACGUGCUCGUAGAGGACGGCGUGGUGCGGGCGCUGGGCCGCGACCUGCUGCCGCCCGGGGCAGCGCCCGCCGGGCUGCGGGUCCUGGACGCUGCGGGCAAGCUCGUCCUGCCCGGCGGCAUCGACACGCACACCCACAUGCAGUUCCCCUUCAUGGGCACGAGGUCCGUGGACGACUUCUACCAGGGCACCAAGGCCGCCCUGGCGGGGGGCACCACCAUGAUCAUCGAUUUUGCCAUUCCUCGGAAAGGCAGCUCCCUCAUCGAGGCCUUCGAGACCUGGCGGAGCUGGGCGGACCCCCAAGUCUGCUGCGACUACAGCCUUCACGUGGCGGUGACAUGGUGGAGUGACCAGGUUAAAGAAGAAAUGAAAGUCCUUACCCAGGAAAAAGGUGUGAACUCCUUCAAGAUGUUCAUGGCCUACAAAGACGUGUACAUGGUAGGAGACGCGGAGCUCUAUGCCGCCUUCUCUCGGUGCAAGGAGGUCGGCGCGAUCGCUCAGGUCCACGCGGAAAACGGAGACCUGAUCGCAGAGGGAGAGAAGAAGAUGUUGGCGUUGGGGAUAACGGGCCCCGAGGGCCACGAGCUGUGCCGCCCAGAAGCGGUGGAGGCCGAGGCCACCCUGAGAGCCAUCACCAUCGCCAGCGCCGCCAGAUGCCCUCUGUACGUCGUGCAUGUGAUGAGCAAGUCCUCGGCAAAGGUGAUAGCGGAUGCAAGGAGAGAUGGGCAGGUGGUCUACGGAGAGCCCAUCGCUGCGAGCCUGGGCACCGACGGCACGCACUACUGGAGCAGAGACUGGCGCCAUGCAGCCCACCACGUCAUGGGACCGCCCCUGAGACCGGACCCUUCGACUCCUGACUACCUCAUGAAUCUGUUGGCUAAUGGUGAUCUAACCACCACGGGGACGGACAACUGCACCUUCAACACCUGCCAGAAAGCUCUUGGGAAAGAUGAUUUUACUAAGAUUCCUAAUGGGGUGAAUGGUGUCGAGGACCGGAUGUCAGUAAUAUGGGAAAAAGGCGUGCACAGUGGUAAAAUGGAUGAAAACCGAUUUGUGGCCGUUACCAGCACAAACGCAGCUAAAAUCUUUAAUCUCUAUCCAAGAAAAGGAAAAAUAGCUGUAGGAUCAGAUGCUGACAUUGUGAUUUGGGACCCAAAAGCUACAAGGACUAUCUCGGCAAAAACGCACCAUCAGGCCGUCAACUUCAACAUCUUCGAGGGCAUGGUCUGCCACGGGGUGCCCCUGGUGACUAUUUCCAGGGGCAAGGUGGUGUACGAGGCUGGAGUUCUCCAUGUCGCCGCGGGACAGGGGAAGUACAUCCCGCGCAAGCCGUUUGCUGAAUUUGCACACCCACCCCCGUGGAGCGUGACCCCUACAAGGGAGAAGUUGUGCUACUACAACAGUAGAGAAAAACAAAAGAAUCCACAGCUGGAAUCGGGAAACAGACCUACCCCUGACCAGAGGGCUGUUGGUGGAGGAAGAGAGUAUCCUUGCAUGACAACAUAUAAAAUUAACAUCUCUCUCUUCAUAAGCAUUUGAAGAGUCCAUGGUCCCAUGGUCAAGGUCAAAGGCUUCAAAGUGAUAUAUGACUCAAGGACAAUUGUGUGAAGGGAAGACAGAUAAAAUACUUCUCGACGCAGAACACUCAGAUGAGCCUCCAGAUUGAAGGAGGCCUUGGGCUAGAGAUUAGUUCUCUGGGAUGUUAGGACAGUCGACAGCGCUGUAGGGAAUCAAACACAACCAAGAAGCAGUAGACUGGUAACACCGACCACCUGUUAUUGGGGAACAGUGCACUGCCUAACACAGGGAGUAUGUUUCAUGGUCCAAUGUAUAAACUGAUGGAGACUUUAUCUGGAAAAGCCAAUCUUCAUACUGUAAAGGCAACUAUGUUCUAGAACUUAGAGGGAAUGAAAAAAUGAAUCAUGUGGCUUUUAGGGGUAUAAUUUUUUUUGUCAGAAAAAUUAUUUGAUGGUAUUUGAUGUACUUUAUUUCACACUUAAUUUUUGGAAUGAUAUUAUAGAUAGGGUCAUUUCUGAAUAAAUGUUUUUGCCUUUCA